GUCACUUUCUGAAGAAAAAAACAAAUUCAGGAAAGGAAAAAAGAAAAUGGAAAGCCCAAAUAAAGGAAAGAAAAUGAGCUCUGAUAACAACAGUGACCCUAAGUUGCCAUCGAUCAAGAUCCACCUCCCGUCCUCCCCGCACUACUCGUCCUCCGCCGCCUCCUCUCCCACCCCCGUCACCGGUGCGCGCCGUAAGAUCGGCGUGGCCGUCGAUCUCUCCGAGGAAUCGGCAUUUUCCGUUCGUUGGACCGUCCAAAACUACCUCCGACCUGGCGAUGCUGUCAUCCUCCUGCACGUGUCACCAACGUCUGUGCUCUACGGAGCUGAUUGGGGCCCGGUUCCCCAAACCCAGCAAAGCCCGCAAACGCCGGAGACCCAGAAGCAACUGGAGGACGAUUUCGAUGCCUUCACGGCUUCCAAGGCGGCGGAUUUGGCCAAACCGUUGAAGGAAGCUGGGAUUCCCUUUAAGAUUCACAUAGUGAAGGAUCAUGAUAUGAGGGAAAGAUUGUGUCUUGAGCUGGAGAGGUUGGGUUUGAGUGCUGUUAUAAUGGGGAGCAGAGGGUAUGGAGCUGAGAUAAGAGGGAAUGAUGGGAGAUUGGGAAGUGUUACUGAUUAUUGUGUGCAUCAUUGUGUUUGCCCUGUUGUUGUUAUUAGGUAUCCUGAUGAGAAAGAUGGCGGGAAUGGUCAGCCCUCUGCAACAACCAAGGAGGUCAAGAUGGACGGAAAAGAUUCUUAGCAAGUCCAUAGUAAUUGCAGCUUUGCCUUAUCAGUAGCAGAUAGCAGAGAAGGCUAUGAGUCUCUCGCGAUUAGCCCGUAUGAAGCAUUAUAUUAAAAUGGAUCCUAGGAUUCACUCUUUCUACUUUCGUCUCCGUUUUGUUGAACUUUUUUUUAUUGGUGAUGUUUUCGCAUGAUCGUUGAGGUUCUAGAUUUCCUUUUAUGGCACCCGAGAUCAUGAUUUACUGCACCGCGACGAUAUACUAUAGGAUAAUCCCUGUGCCAACAUUUUGCAUUCAGUUUUAUGAGCUGUUAUGUUUUUGCAUUGAUGCCAUUGUCCAGGAACAAAAACAAACUUGAAAAAAUUCAUGAGCUUCACCUUGAAUUCAAGGGCAUUUUUU
Molecule: messenger RNA, 1115 nt
Organism: Hibiscus syriacus
Lineage: Eukaryota; Viridiplantae; Streptophyta; Magnoliopsida; Malvales; Malvaceae
Product: universal stress protein PHOS34-like
Exons: 3
Coding region: 47-736 (229 amino acids)
Source: RefSeq, a predicted model, not a curated record